UUCAACUGCGACGCAAAUGACUUUAAUGCACGCUCGACCAUUUCAGUGACAGGUCAGGCGAUGUCAAUCUUCACUCUGAUUGGCCAGCACGAGGGGCGUGGAUAAUUAGUUUAGUAUAUGUUGUUAUGAUGCUGCAAUAUAAACCCCCUUCGCGUAGAUCGAUCCUUCUUCUUGCCUCAAGAAAUUCUUAACGUCUUGCAAUUCCCGCGAAAACGUCUUGGUCUUCAAGCAACUUCUUUUGGCAAGAAUCAUUCGAAAAGACAUCAUGAAGAAUCCACUGCGAUUCAUCACGGUCGAGCCUGUGCUGUUGAUGUACAUGACCGCCACCUUGAUGAUGACCCCGGUACUGCAGCAGACCAUCUACUACAAGCUGUGCUACCAGUUCCACAACGCCACCAUCUGCGACAACCUGGGGGACUACAGGCACGUCGAGUACGAAGUCCAGGAGCAGGCGUCGCGAUGGUACCUCUACAUCACGGUCUGUAUCUCUGCACCCGCCAUUUUCAUCUCUUUCUUCGUGGGCCCGUGGAGUGACAGGGUUGGUCGGCGGCUGCCGAUGUGCCUGCCGCCGGUGGGAGGUCUGUUCUACGCCCUGAGUUUCCUGGUACAGUCCCUGGACCAGUUCCUCCUCACCAUCCCCGUGGAGUGGACGCUGGUCGGCGCCCUGGCGCAGGGCUUCCUGGGAGGUUACACCGUCAUCAUCCUCACCACGUACAGCUAUCUAGCCGAUGUGACAACUGAAGAGAACCGCACCAGGCGCAUGAGUAUCCUGACCGCCAUGCUGACCAUCUCCGGCACCAUCGGGCUCGGCAUCGGCGGCGUCAUCGUCGACAACUUCGGCUUCUACGUCGUGUUCGCCAUCUGCAUGGGUCUGCACGUCAUCAACUUCAUCUACAUCUGGGCACGGCUGAGGGAGAAGAAAAGGGACGAAGACACCCAAGUGGUGCACACUAAGGUUGACUGUGGUUACGUGAUGAACACACUGAAGGUGGUCACCAAGACUCGCCCCAACAACGGCCGUCUUCAUCUCAUCCUGCUCUUCUCGUGCCUCUUCAUCUACGCUCUCUGCAACACAGGUGUGAAUGAGAUCGCCAUCUUGUUCACGAAGCGUGUAGAGAUCGACAUGAGUAACUCUAACUACGGGUACUGGCAGGCCGCCCGCAACCUGGUCCCUGCGCUGUUCCUCAUGCUGCUGCUGCCACUUUGUUCAAGGUGGCUCUCUGACAAUUCUCUGGCUGCGAUCGGCGCAGUGUCCAGUGUCGGCAUGUUUGAACUGAUGGCCCUGUCCGUCAAUGAAGCCAUGCUGUGGGGAACUGUAGCAGUGGGCGCGUUUAACGGAUUCCUGAAUGGAGUCCUGCACGGUACUAUGUCCAAGAUUGUGUCAGACGACGAACAAGGUUCGAUGUUCUCCAUCCUGUCCAUGCUGGAGACCGUGACGGUGGUGGUGUCAGCCUUCAUCUUCAACAACAUCUACCCGGUCACCCUGCCCACCUUCGCCGGCUUCCCCUUCAUGCUCAUGGCCAUCAUGUUCUUGGUGUCGCUCGUCUUCGUAGUCUGGAUCGAGUUGUCCACCCCUGCUACUACCAAGAAGGUCAGCACUGCCGCUACAGCACCGGACAUUCAGCUCCGGGAGAGGGCAGCGUCCAUGCGGUCAAUAGCCAGUACUAGUGGGUGAUUGCUUACAGUAUGUUGUAAUGGACUGAUAACUGAACGCAUGUAAAACAUACACGUCAGUGGCGCAACGGUUAGAGCGUUGGACUCGGAACCGUGACCCGACGCUGUGCCCUUGGGAAAGGCAGUUAAAUUUACACG
Molecule: messenger RNA, 1812 nt
Organism: Branchiostoma belcheri (Belcher's lancelet)
Lineage: Eukaryota; Metazoa; Chordata; Leptocardii; Amphioxiformes; Branchiostomatidae
Product: proton-coupled folate transporter-like
Exons: 10
Coding region: 266-1675 (469 amino acids)
Biological process (GO): transmembrane transport
Cellular component (GO): membrane
Molecular function (GO): transmembrane transporter activity
Source: RefSeq, a predicted model, not a curated record